UUGAAGAAUUUUUAUGCAUUUGCUUGCUGUGUUGUCGAAUAUAUUCUGCCUUUCCGUCGAAAACUUUCUAACCAUAUUCCUAAUUCCAUUCCUAUCACAAAAACAGAAAAAAGACUGGAUUUUUUUUGGUCUUGCAAAAUAUUGGAAGCCCUCUUCGAUUUUCAUGCAUGUCCUUCAGAAUCAGAGAGGUGUGUUAUGUAUAAAUGUAUUAGACCAUCACUCUUUGUUUCAUUGCUUAUGUGAUCAUUCAUUAUUUCAAGUGUAUAAUUUAAAUGGGAUUAGCUAUCUAGUAGUCGUACAAAAUUUGAUUCAUGACAUCAAUUUUUUAAUUUAGUUUUACCAGUUUGGAUGGCUUAUUUUCAUGAAUUUUAGUAUAUUCUUUUCCCUGAAUCAGACAUAAUACUUGUAUGUUUCUUGAUUUGAUAUGCAAUUAAUUGUUGUGAAAUCAUGUUUUUGGUCUUGUUAGCUAAAUGUUAUAGGCUGAUGUGCUCUUGUUCAUUAUAUUAGUUGAAAUUUAAGAAAUAGUAGUAUAAUGAUAGAAUGAAUGAUAUAUAAGUUGGUCAGCAAAAUGCAUCUUGUGGUGUGGGAGUUGCUGAUGAGAGCAAGAACACAUUCAUGGAGCUUAAGAGGAAGAAGGGCUAUCGUUACGUGAUUUUCAAGAUCGGUGAGAAGAAAAACGAGGUUGUGGUUGACAAGACCGGCGGCCCUGCUCAAGACUGAUUUCGAUUUUGUCACAACGGACAAGUGUAUGUCGAAAGAGCUUCAUUGCCUGGUUAGUGAGAAGUAGUACUAUCUUUUUCAUGAAGAUAAUAAUAAGGCCAUCCAUACAUAUGAAAUGUGAUCAGUGUGUAGAAUUCGUUCCAAGAUGCUCUAUGCUACUUCCAAAAACAGUUUGAAGAAAGUGUUGGAUGGCAUUCAAGCCACUGACCCCGCUGAAAUGGAGCUCGACACCUCCACAUCUGUGUUAUCCACAGACAACCAAGCGAUGGUAGAAUCGGAAGAGAUGGAAAUGAACAAUGCUGCUGGAAAAAACAGAAGAGAACAAGCAUCUUCUUCCAGGAGCGGGCUAGUUUUGGGGUUGGCGCCAUCUUUCGAGUACACAUUUUUGGUGUAUGCUUCUCCAGUUGGAAACUAUUUCAAGGAAGGGACUGCGCUGAUCAGCUUGUACGUUGAGGAUGAGUUCCAUCGCGCUGGCCGCGGUGGUUCUGGAGGUGUGAAGAGCGUCACGAAUUAUGCGCCGGUGAGGCCAUGAACUGCUAGUAAUCAUGGAGAGCAAGAACUACCAAGCAAGCCACUAUGCCACUCAUGGCUAUGAGCAGACGUUGCUCCAGCGUCUGCAUCAAGAGCUUUACAAUCUCAAGUUUCUAAUCGUCGUAGAUGAUAAUGCUUGGGAUCGGAUCGCGCACGCCUUGCCAGAUAAGGAGAAUGAUAGACUUUGGGAGGUCACUGAAUAAAAUUCUGAAUAAUCUGGUUUACUUCAUGAGAUGCACCCGCUCGGGCUGGAGCACAGCUGGCAGUUCCUCUGUUAUCUUACCUUUGGUGAUAUGCUGCAAAAUGAUAAUGAUGAAGUUACAUUGCUCUGCCCUCCUCACUUGAAGGAAAUUGGAAGAUCGAUCGCCGAGAAAUGUAAAGGUCUUCCUCUGUCACUGGUUAUGGUUGGUGGUCUUCUCAUUCAGGAGACAGAAAAUAUUGAUUUCUGGAAAAUGAUAAAAGAAGAUACUACUGAUGCUGCUUCAAUGGGGGAGGGGUUCCUACUUGGAGAUCUUGGCUCUCAGCUACAUUUACUUGCCCGCUAGACUUCAAGGCUGUUUCCUUUACGUGCCUCUAAACUCAUCAAGCUUUGGGUUGGUGAAAGCUUCUUCCUAAAACCUGCACUACCCACACAAACCAUGGACAACUAUUCUGGUUUCUGACUUUUGAACUUAGCAGUAUGUAAUAUAUAUGAAAUGUCAAUCAGUUCAACAACUUGUAUUGAA
Messenger RNA from Salvia splendens (bonfire salvia), 1976 nucleotides. RefSeq lists its product as uncharacterized. Lineage: Eukaryota; Viridiplantae; Streptophyta; Magnoliopsida; Lamiales; Lamiaceae. Gene Ontology annotation, biological process: branched-chain amino acid metabolic process. The transcript is spliced from 5 exons. The record is from RefSeq and is a predicted model, not a curated record. Gene Ontology annotation, molecular function: branched-chain-amino-acid:2-oxoglutarate transaminase activity. Bases 866 to 1252 code for a protein of 128 amino acids.